GGCUCAGUGAGCUUCCUUCAUAAAAGACAGCAUUAUUUAUGUCAUCUACAAAAUGGACUCGAGGUCUGUAGACCAUUUUCGUCACUGAUGGAAGAUAACAUUUAUCCUGGGUUAAGGUAGAUUAUCUGAAUCUGUAUAAAUACUCUUCAUCCAGGAUGCUUGGCCUCAGAACAUCGUCGCAUCUCUCAGGAUCGCAUAUUGUCAGAAAUGGACACUGCCGUGUUCAGCUGUGGGCUGCUGCUUCUGUUCCUAGGUCCAGCCGUUCCCACAUGUCUACCCACGGACUUCACGCUGUACGUGGAAAAGCCGGAAUGUGACUACUGUGUGGCGAUCAACGCCACCAUCUGCAUGGGGUUUUGCUUCUCCAGGGACAGCAACAUGAGGGAUGUUCUCCGCCCACGCUUCCUUAUCCAGCGGGGCUGCACCUACGACCGGGUGGAGUACCGCACCGUCAUCCUACCCGGCUGUCCUGUUUACUCCAACCCUGUCUUUACCUACCCGGUGGCUCUCAGCUGCCACUGCGGCGCCUGCAGGAGUGACAGUGAUGAGUGCACGCACAGAGCCAGCGCCAGCGGAGCCAAGUGCUCUAAACCAGUCAGGCGAGCUCAUCUCUACCCUGGUCAGAGGAACUACAUGAUCCCAUUUUAAAAUUUACAGGACUCUUUUUCCUUAUUAUGAAUACAAUAUUUGCCGUUUCCUCUUUCAACUUGUUUUAAUUGUCUUUUGUUUCCCAGCAUACCCUUUGCUUCUGUGUUUAUAUUAGGGGAUUGGUUAGUAUCAGUACUCCUUUUUGUUUGUUCACUCACAUGAGGACAGUUCCUUGAUUUCUAAUGUUUUCUCUGAAAGUCCUCCUCUGACCACGAGCCAAUUAAAGCAUCUAAGUAGA
This is a messenger RNA of Nothobranchius furzeri (turquoise killifish), 886 nucleotides long. RefSeq names its product thyroid stimulating hormone subunit beta a (gene tshba). Gene Ontology annotation, cellular component: cytoplasm; extracellular region. Lineage: Eukaryota; Metazoa; Chordata; Actinopteri; Cyprinodontiformes; Nothobranchiidae. The record is from RefSeq and is a predicted model, not a curated record. Gene Ontology annotation, molecular function: hormone activity. Gene Ontology annotation, biological process: G protein-coupled receptor signaling pathway.